AUGGAUCCUUCACAAGUUGAGAUUCCUCCUCUCAAGGACCUGACUAUCGAGAAUAUCACCGAAAACGUCCACUUGAUCAAUUCGAGAUGUCCCAACCCGAGAUUGAAGUAUCUGAUGAAGAGUCUCGUAAAGCAUGUACAUGACUUUGCACGCGAGACUCGACUCUCCACAGACGAGUGGAUGGCAGCGAUCCAGUUCCUCACCCAAGUUGGCCAGAUUUGUACAGAUGUGCGACAGGAAUUCAUCCUCCUUUCCGACGUGAUUGGACUUUCUUUACUCGUUGACAGUAUCGACCAUCCCAAGCCUGCUUCAAGCACAGAGGGCACAGUGCUUGGACCAUUCCACACUCACGACGCCAUGACCGAAUCGAAUGGUGGCACAUUAUCCCACGAUCCAGACGGCGAACCGUGUCUCGUCAUCUGCACAGUAAAGGAUACCUCCGGCAAACCCAUCCCCGGCGCCAAAAUCGACAUUUGGGAAACAGACAGCAAAGGCUUCUACGACGUGCAAUAUGCCGGACGCCAGGAACCAGAUGGACGUGCGGUUAUGCAGAGCGAUGAUGAGGGCAACUUCUGGUUCAAUGCCAUUGUACCAGUGCCAUAUCCUAUCCCACACGACGGACCCAUUGGCAAACUGCUCAAGCUGUUGAAACGCCAUCCUUACCGACCAAGUCACAUGCACUUCAUGUUCGAUAAGCCUGGCUACGAUCAUCUCAUAACAGCCCUUUACCUUCGCGGCGACCCUUACGAGACCUCGGAUGCUGUGUUCGGUGUGAAAGAGUCCCUUAUUGUCGACCUGAAGACUGUGACACCGAAACAAGCCAAAGAGUAUGGCGUAGCAGAGGGCUGCAGAUUGUUGACAUAUGACUUUGUGCUUGUCUCGGACGAGGAGGCACGGUCAUUGCGAGAGAAGGAGGCCAUGACUGCCAUGGAGAAGUUGGGUUUGAGGAUGAAGCUAUUGGAUGGUCUUCCCGUACCGGACGUCGACUGA
Messenger RNA from Aureobasidium namibiae CBS 147.97, 990 nucleotides. Its product is annotated as cathecol 1,2-dioxygenase. NCBI's taxonomy places the organism in Eukaryota, Fungi, Ascomycota, Dothideomycetes, Dothideales, Saccotheciaceae. Gene Ontology annotation, molecular function: ferric iron binding; catechol 1,2-dioxygenase activity. Bases 1 to 990 code for a protein of 329 amino acids. The record is from RefSeq and is a predicted model, not a curated record. Gene Ontology annotation, biological process: catechol-containing compound metabolic process. The transcript has 3 exons.